UACCGGGACGCCACGGUGCAGCGCAGCUUCGCACAGCUCGGCAUCGUGCUGUACCCCUCGGCCGCCGGGAGCUGCAGACUUGCCGUGCCCUUGGGCUCGCACCGUCCCACCGAUCGAGGGCUGCGCUGCUGAGGCUAGCGAGAGAGUGAGAAGAGCAGUGUGAGGAGGCAGGCAGGUCGCGGAGCGUGGGCUCUUAGAAGUGAGAAUAAAGUGAGGCGGACGAAACAGCGGCUGCCCUCCUGCUCCGCAGAAGUGAGGAGGCACUUCGGAAGGCAGCAUGACGGCGUGGCUGAGCUUCCUCGUCGUGUUCCUCUGCAGCUGGAGCCUGCGUGACUUGGUGGUGGAGGCUUGCACUUGUGUCCCCAUCCACCCGCAGGACGCUUUCUGCAACUCCGACAUCGUGAUCCGAGCUAAAGUUGUGGGGAAGAAGCUGAUGAAAGAUGGACCCUUUGGAACGAUGCGAUACACAGUGAAGCAGAUGAAGAUGUACAGGGGCUUCCAGAUAAUGCCACAUGUUCAGUACAUCUACACAGAAGCUUCUGAGAGUCUUUGUGGAGUCAAGCUGGAAGUCAACAAAUACCAAUACCUGAUUACAGGCCGUGUGUAUGAAGGGAAGGUUUACACUGGCCUGUGCAACUGGUAUGAGAAAUGGGACCGGCUGACUCUGUCCCAGCGUAAAGGAUUGAACCAUCGCUAUCAUCUGGGCUGUGGGUGCAAGAUCAGGCCCUGCUACUAUUUGCCCUGCUUUGCAACCUCCAAGAAUGAGUGUAUUUGGACAGACAUGCUCUCCAACUUUGGCCACUCAGGAUACCAAGCAAAGCACUAUGCCUGCAUCCAGAGGGUGGAAGGUUACUGCAGCUGGUACAGAGGAUGGGCACCUCCAGAUAAAACGAUAAUCAAUGCCACAGAUCCCUGAGCAUGCUCUCCCUUCCUUAUCUCCCCUCUCCCUUACUUGUGGCUGGUCUUCCUUCAGACACCAACUCUUCCCAGAUCCUGAUGAUGACAAUGAAAUUAGUGCCUGUUUUCAUGCAAAUUUUAGCACUUCGAACACUUAAAGAAAAUGGAGAGGGAAAAAAAACAAAAAAGAAAGAAAACCCAAGUCUGUGCUACCUUACUGAAUUUGUAAUCACCUUUUCCAUUUUUUUUUGAUACCACUCAUUUUGAUCAGACAACAUUUGGGAGCUUACUUUUGCACACCAGAGGGAAAAAUGGGAGGCAGGGAAAGAAAAAAGAAAGAAAGAAAGAAAAAGAAGAAAGCUGGAGCUCUUGCUCUCUUACA
Molecule: messenger RNA, 1279 nt
Organism: Dryobates pubescens (Downy woodpecker)
Lineage: Eukaryota; Metazoa; Chordata; Aves; Piciformes; Picidae
Gene: TIMP3
Product: TIMP metallopeptidase inhibitor 3
Exons: 5
Coding region: 278-916 (212 amino acids)
Biological process (GO): negative regulation of endopeptidase activity; negative regulation of membrane protein ectodomain proteolysis
Cellular component (GO): extracellular matrix
Molecular function (GO): protease binding; metalloendopeptidase inhibitor activity
Source: RefSeq, a predicted model, not a curated record